CAAUUCAUUCUUGCCUCCUCUGCACAUAAAAGAGGAGGCAAAAAGUUCAGUGCGCCACAUUUACGACACUGCAGUCAUGGAGAAAUCACCGAGAAGGGCAAAUGGCAACAAAAAUUUUGAAAAAUUUGGACAAGGAGGAGAUGGAUCAAACCGACUGCUUAUACUGUGCCUGGGACUGUUGAACGCUAUUUUGCUGAUAGCUGCCGUCGUCAUUGGGAUUAACUGUGCCAAAGUGAAAGAAGGUUCCCUCCAUGUUUCACACUCGGCUGCAUCACAGCUCAUCAAUGAGCUGAACUAUCUCCGCAGCAACCACAGCGAUGUGAUGGAGGCUGAAGAGGAGGCCAAAAACGCGUUUGACAGAGCGCUCAGAAACCAUGCUGAACUGAAGGUGAAAAUUGAGCAGCAGAAAACCAUCAAUGACGAUUAUCAGAGGCAGGUGGAGGCACUGCUAAAAGAGAAGAUGAAUCUGCUGUCCAACAUAUCAGCUUUGGAGGGAACUUGUGGCAGAUGCCCCUCCAAAUGGCUUCUUCACAACUCCUCCUGCUAUUUCUUUUCUUACGCCGAGUCCUCUACUGUCAAAAAGAACUGGCCUGAUAGCAGAGCAGACUGUGUCAGUCGUGGAGCCGACCUGACUGUGAUCGAUAACCAGGAGGAGCAGAAAUUUGUGAGUGGCAGCAUCGAAAAUAUGAGAAGAGGCACUAACAUCUGGGAGAAUGGAUUCUGGAUUGGUCUCACUGACACAGAGACAGAGGGGGAAUGGGUCUGGAUUAAUAAUGUGACCGAGGUGGAACAAGGGUAUUGGAUGGAGGGAGAAUCGAAUGACUAUGGCCACCUGGGAGAAGAUUGUGGGGUUGCGGUUUAUAGCCACUUUAAUCCCUGGAAGACUCGUUACGAUGCCAAUUGUAACGUCAUUAAAAUAUACUGGAUAUGUGAAAUGGCAUCAAACUAGCAUCAGGAAGUGUUGUUCAUCAUCAUAUGCACUGAGCAUCACCUGAUGAGCAAUAAUUAAUGGGUGGAUUCACAUUCAGAGACUCACUCUAUUCAAUGGUAUAAAAACAGGAGGCAAGCAGAUCAGUGGGCAGAUCUACAGCACAGCAACGGAGAACCCACAAAGUAGGACAGAUGAUGGGCAGAACAUAUCAAUAUCUCUUCAAGGUUUAAGUUUUCUUCAGCAGUGAUUCAGCAAUGAAAAGGCAUUCUUACUUUUGCUAUGAAAUAUUUGGACUGAGGUGCAAAAGUAAAUAAAAUAAAUAAAUCUUUAAAAGUGCUUCUAAUGACCUCUGUGAUUGAAAUGUGCAAUGAAAAGCCUCUCACACUCACCCAGUACCAGAAGCUGCAUGUGUGAAUAGUGAAAAUCAAUUGCACUGCGUGAUGAGGUUAUCACAGUAAUUUACCAGGAUAUAUGUGUGAAAGAGGCUCAAAUAAAAAUGCCUUGUCACACAGUGUCAGAUACAUUUCUUACUUCAACUCCAGUUUUCUUUCAUUGCUGUCAGUGUCUAUAUGUUCUGUUCAGCUUUACAGUUAAAAGUUUUUAACAUUCGCAACUAGAAUUUAAGAAUGUGGUUGUAGAGUGUGUUUAUCAACAAACAUCCCAUUUAAAAUUUCAAAUUGAACCCUAAUCCGCAGGUUUGCUGUGUUACACUGGUUCAUCACAAAUUAAUUUAGGAAUAUCCAUCACCAGCACAGUACAACUGAAGCUAGAUUUUGACAUGGGACCAAGCAAAUUCUUAUAUUGCCAAACAAUAUAAGUCCCCGGCGUGAGUCAGUG
Scatophagus argus is the source of this 1768-nucleotide messenger RNA. Its product is annotated as CD209 antigen-like protein E. The transcript has 6 exons. The record is from RefSeq and is a predicted model, not a curated record. Lineage: Eukaryota; Metazoa; Chordata; Actinopteri; Scatophagidae. The coding region runs from base 77 to 949 and encodes 290 amino acids.